This is a messenger RNA of Ornithorhynchus anatinus (platypus), 2512 nucleotides long. Its product is annotated as guanylate-binding protein 1. Gene Ontology annotation, molecular function: GTP binding; GTPase activity. The record is from RefSeq and is a predicted model, not a curated record. The transcript has 10 exons. Lineage: Eukaryota; Metazoa; Chordata; Mammalia; Monotremata; Ornithorhynchidae. Bases 15 to 1796 code for a protein of 593 amino acids.
ACAUUCCAGUAAUCAUGGCCACCAAGGAGAUCAUGCCCGACCCCAUAUGUCUAAUCGAGAACUUAAGUAAUGGUCAGCUGGCGGUGAAUCCAAAGGCGCUGGCCAUCCUGUCUGGCAUUUCCCAGCGUGUGGUGGUGGUGACCAUCGUGGGCCCAUAUCGCACUGGGAAAUCCUAUCUGAUGAACCAGCUGGCGGGACAGAAGAAGGGCUUCUCUCUGGGCUCCACCGUGCAGGCUCACACCAAGGGAAUCUGGAUGUGGUGUGUUCCUCAUCCCACAAAGAAAGACCACACUCUGGUUCUGCUGGACACCGAGGGGCUGGGAGAUGUGGAGAAGGGGAAUCCCAAGAAUGACUCCUGGAACUUUGCUUUGGCUGUUCUCCUGAGCAGCACACUUGUGUACAACAGCAUGGGCACUAUCAAUCAGCAGGCCAUGGACCAGCUCCACUAUGUGUCAGAGUUGACAAAACACAUCAGGACCAGAGCUGGGCCCAGUCUUGAUGGGGUAGAUGACUCGGCGGAAUUUGUGAGCUUCUUCCCAGAUUUUGUGUGGACUGUGCGCGAUUUCACCUUGGAGCUGAACCUAGACGGUCACCCCAUCACUGAAGACGAGUACCUGGAGAAUGCCCUACAACUAAAGAGAGAGACUGAUGAAGAAGCCAAACUGUUUAAUCUUCCGCGGCGGGGCAUUCGGCAAUUCUUUCCAACCCACAAGUGCUUUGUGUUUGUCCCACCGACAAACUGGAAAAAGCUCAAGAAGCUUGAGGAGCUCCAGGAAAGUGAUCUGGAAACUGAGUUUCUGGAACAGGAAGAACGCUUCUGCUCCUACAUCUUUCAAUAUGCCAAAACCAAGACAACGCAGGGGGACAUAGUAAUCAACGGGACUCGGCUGGAAAGCCUAGUGGUGACCUAUGUAGAGACCAUCUCCAGUGGUGGCUUGCCUUGCAUGGAGAAUGUAGUGUUGGUCUUGGCAGAGAUUGAGAACUCAGCUGCAGUUAAGAAGGCCCUAGCCUGCUAUGAGAAGUUGAUGAGUCAACUGAGGUUCCCCACAAACACCUUGCAGGAGCUGCUGGACUUUCAUGCGGUCAGCGAAAGUAAAGCCCUUGAGGUCUUCAUGGAGAGUUGCUUCAAGGAUGAAGGUCAAAAGUUCCAGAAGGAGCUAGGGAACCAGCUGUUGGAAAGGAUGAAUGACUUCUGCAAGAAGAAUGAGAAAAUGUCAACCGAUCAUUCCUGGGUCUUGAUUCAAAAGAUUUUCCAACCUCUGGAGGAGGCGGUAAUGAAAGGGACCUUCUCCAAACCGGGAGGAUACACCCUCUUUCUUCAGAUGAAACAAAAACUGAAGAAGAAAUAUAACCAGGAGCCAGACAAGGGUCUACAGGCUGAGGAGACACUUCUAAAAUAUUUGCGGUCCAAGGAAGAUAUGGAGGAAGCAAUUUUACAAACAGAUAAGUUACUCUCAGAAAAGGAUAAGGAGAUGGCAGUGGAAAAGGCAAAAUCUAAGACUGCAGAGCAGGAAGCCAAGCUGUUACAGAAAGUGCGGGAGAAGAACCAGCAAAUGCUGGAGCAGAAGGAGAAAAGUUACCAGGAACAUGUGAGACAAUUGACCCGGAAGAUGGAAGAGGAGUGGCAGCACAUGCUGGCAGAGCAAGAGAAGGCCAUAAGUUUGAAACUCAAGGAGCAGACAAAAUUAGUUCAGGAAGGGCUCCACAAUGAAAGCAAGCAAAUACAAGUUCAAAUUCAUUGCCUCCAGUCGAACUGUAGGAGUAGCUCAUCUAAGUCAUCCUGCAUCAUAAUCUGAAGAUAUUUUAUCAAUAGUAAUCACUUUUCCACAUCACCCUAUGUCAUGGUCCAAAGAUGUUUUAUCUUAUCUUUAGCACCUCUGAUGUUAACCUUCAACACUGUGCCUCCAUCUCAUCUAUCUCACAGCCGACCCCUCGCCCUCAUCCUGCAUCUGGCCCGAUAAACCAUCCCUCCUCCAAUCCGACAAUCACUCUCCCCUACUUCAAAGUCUUAUUGAGGGCACAUCUCCUCCAAGAGACCUUCCCUGACUAAGCCCGCCCUUUCCUUCUCUCCCACUUCCUUCUGUGUCACUCUGACUUGCUCCCUUUGAUCUUCCACUCCUCCGAGGCCCACAGUACUGAUGUAAAUAUCUAUAAUUUAUAGAUUAUAAAUUAUAAUCUAUAGACUAGACUGUAAGCUCGUUGUGGGCAGGGAAUGUGUCUGUUUAUACUGUACUGUACUCUCCUAAGCACUUAAUACAAUGCUCUGCGCACAUGAAAUGCUCAAUAAAUAUAAUUGAAUGAAUGAAUGAAUGAAUGAACUCAUACAUCCGGGUUACCCUGUGUCACAGUCUGAAGAUCUUUUUCACCUUUUUUCAACCAGGCCUACAGUGGAAUUCCAAAGGUAAACUUUUAACACUCAAAACAGUAGUAAUUAGUGCAUGCUAGGGCAUGCAAAUUGCAUCAUAAUCACAUUUUUCAAUGCAGAUGCCAUCAUCUUACCAACAGUCAAUCG